Messenger RNA from Chlamydomonas reinhardtii, 1221 nucleotides. RefSeq lists its product as uncharacterized. Bases 287 to 721 code for a protein of 144 amino acids. The record is from RefSeq and is a predicted model, not a curated record. The transcript has 6 exons. Lineage: Eukaryota; Viridiplantae; Chlorophyta; Chlorophyceae; Chlamydomonadales; Chlamydomonadaceae.
CCACUCGCUGUCGCAAGCGCUGGACAGCCUGGUUGCGUUCUUCACCGGCCAACCCAACGAUGCCGCGCCGGGAGCUAAGGAGCAAGUCGCUUCUCCCGCGGCAGGUGCAACAGGAGGCACUACGACAUUAGCGGACUCGCUGACCGCACAGCGCGGCGUCACGCAGGCGCAGGCGCUGGCUUCGCUGCCGGGGGAGGUGCUGGCGCGACUGCAGGCCAUCAAGCAGCUCGCUGGGCCGAAGGCGGUCCUCUCGUGGCCCGAUGUCUCGGAGGCCCCGGGGGCCUCUAUGGACAUGUCUAGUGUGGCGGAGGGCGAGGCCACGGCGUAUCGUGACGGUCGCGGCGCAAUCUACAAAUUCAAGCUAGGCGAGGGCGUGUUCGUGAACAUGUACUUCACCAAGGCCGGCUACCGGCGCAGCGGCGACCUGCACGACUGCAACCAGUACGACGUUGUGCUGCAGGGCCGCACCCGCCUGCGCAUGCUUGACCCGCACACGGGGUCGGAGGUGGUCCAGGAGUACGGCGCCAACGACUUUAUCGUCAUCCCGGCCAGGACCCCGCACAUGUUCGAGUUCCUUGAAGACAACUACCUUCUCGAGUGGUGGGACGACACCUUCAAAGCCUGGUACUACAAGCCGUACCGCAGCAUGAUCGAGGCGGGACUGCCCCUGGCCGACACCGAGGGGCGAGACCUCUCCCUGCUUGCGCGGCCGGCAGCGUGACGAAGCUGCACUGCAAUCUCUGCAUGUGCCUCUGGCUAUAUAUUGAGCGAGACUGUGAGUGUGAUGGUGGUGCAUGGCUGUAGACUGUAGUGGACUCAGUGCGAGAGGGUAGGUUCCUACAGCGGGUACCAACGGCGGUGGUGAGCGCUGUGCCGCUGGCCAGCUGCACAGCUUCUGAUGGCUUCGGCAAAGGUUGACGCUGUAACUGCAUGUGAAAAGCUCCUGGCUGCAGCGUAUGCAUAUGGAUUGGUGCUUUAUGUUGUCGGGUGUUUGGAAGGCAAGCUCUCCCGCUUUGCGCUAGUCCCCGCGUGCUGGCGCGGUUCCGGGUUUGUGCCGCGGGCCCCAGCAGCGUGGAGUGAUUGUUGGACCGUCCGUCUUCGCUUCUUCUGCAAUUGUACCUGGAAUAAUAAAUAACCAAUAGCAAGUGCCCGCAAGGACUUGGCGCAACUGUUGUGGCCUGGGUGCGAUUGGCGAAGGACUCUGAUAGACUUAGACGGGCC